This is a messenger RNA of Brassica rapa (field mustard), 1173 nucleotides long. RefSeq lists its product as uncharacterized. The record is from RefSeq and is a predicted model, not a curated record. NCBI's taxonomy places the organism in Eukaryota, Viridiplantae, Streptophyta, Magnoliopsida, Brassicales, Brassicaceae.
UCAUUUUCAAAGAAUGCAAAAUGGGAGAUGAUAAUCCAAGGAUCAUGCACGGUGUGAUCAUCACCGUCUACGUUGAUCGUCGAACGUCCCCUGUCCGAUCGUUUCGAGCUAGACGGAGAAAUGAAUGUACGUGGAAUCGUGAGAUUGGAAGGGCGCGUGGGUAUGAUCGGAGAGCGAAUUUGCUAGCGUAUAUUCGAGAGAUGAAAGCUGAAAGUCUAGCCGGAGAUUUGAAAGGUGACGACGACGUCGUAGAGAGUAACAUCAAACCCGGCGGAAGUUUCUUGUUAAUUUUAAAAUGGCAGAAGAAGAAACGAAGGUGGCUAAGAAAAAUUAUGAGUAAGCUCCGGCCGUUUCGUCGGAAAAAUAGGACGUGGAAGUACCGUCAUUUUGCACCAGAUGAAGAAGAAGAGGGAGAAGCAAAGAGUAAACCUUACCGUUCAGAUCUUUGGAAAAAGCUUAAACAAGUAGUUGGAGGGUUAUCACGCGGCUGCAUACGAAGUAGAAGAAACGCAUGAAGGUAAAACAAGAAUCAGGAACAGAUACUUUUGUCCGAAGUUGACAGUGAGGAGUGAGUAGUGCUGUAGUGACUACAUCUUUUGAUUCCACACAACUUUUUUUUUAAUUUUUCGUUCGGAACGGAAGGAAGAUAAUUAGACUAUAUCUUUGUAUUAAUUAAGUUGAAUUUGUAUCAAACUAUUAACACAUGGAUUAGACUAUAUCAGUAUUUUCACAACUUUUUAACUUGCAUUAUUUUCGAUAAUCUUGAUGGAUUAUCUUAUAUGCGCAUUAAUCAAGCCACCUAAAAUUCUAUUUCAGUCACUUAGUUUGGCCAUCUAAUUUUGUCCCCAAUAUAACUAUAGCCAUAGCAUUCUAAAUAUAACGGGUUUAUAGUUUGAUUAGUGGGCUCAAAGAGUCAUUUUCAUAUUAAUGCAUAGCAUAUGUAAAAACAUCACAUGCAAUUAUUACAUCCUCCUCCCUUCUUCACCAAUCAAAAUCAUACUUCUUUUUUUUUGGUUUUGUCAUAGAGCAAAUCCAACAAGAAGCAAACAGUCAUAUCGUCGUAAUCGGGUUGACGAUCUAUUUCCCCCUGAGAAGUAUCAUAUAUCACUAGAUACACACAGACUUUUGAUCCCGUUCUAUUUCCCCACAAAAUAAAAGUUCGAAUCGUAUAUC